CAGACCGAAACGUACAGAACGCCGCAGCCAUGGCUCCCAAGGCGAAAGAGAAGCCAAAACCCUCACCCUCGCCGGCAACGGCGUCACAGCCCGCAAUCGCCGUCGAAGACCUCUUCACAGCUCUCAAUCGCCACAUCCAGAGGUCGGAACACGAGCAAGCCGUCAAAGUCGCAGAUCAAGUGCUCUCAAUUGCCCCGAAUGACGAGGACGCCAUUCGGUGUAAGAUCGUGGCGUUAAUUAAGAACGAUAGCAUCGAUGAGGCUCUUGCGACCAUGGAGGCUUCUAGAAGGAUCCAAAUUGAUCUCAGUUUCUUCAAGGCAUACUGCUUGUACAGACAAAAUAAGUUAAAUGAAGCUUUAGAAGCUUUGAAAGGCCAAGAGGGAAACUCUGCAAUCAUGCUACUGCAAUCUCAGAUUCUUUUUCGUAUGGGAAAAAUGGAUGCUUCUUUGGACAUUUAUCAAAAGCUUCAGAAGUCCAAGAUAGAGUCCUUGGAGAUAAAUCUUGUUGCUGGUUUAGUCUCUGCUGGGAGGGCUUCUGAAGUGCAAGGAGUGAUGGAGGCACUCAGAGUGAAAGCAACAAGUAGCUUUGAGUUGGCAUACAACACUGCUUGUUCAUUGAUUGAAAGGAACAAGCAUUCAGAUGCAGAGCAACUGCUACUGUCAGCUCGAAGAAUUGGUCAAGAGGCUCUUAUGGAAGAGAAUUUGGCUGAUGAUGACAUAGAGACUGAAUUGGCUCCAAUAACUGUGCAGUUGGCACAUAUUCAGCAGCUCCUGGGGCACACACAAGAAGCCAUUGAAGCUUUCACGGAUAUCAUAAAGAGAAAUCUGGCAGAUGAAUCGUCACUAGCGGUAGCAACCAACAAUCUUGUAUCAUUGAAGGGUCCAAAAGAUGUCUCGGAUAGCCUCAGGAAACUUGAUCGAUUGAUAGAGAAAGGCAGCGGGACCCAGAGUUUCCAGCUUGCUCGUGGACUGGACUUGAAGCUUUCGUCGAAGCAAAGAGAAGCAAUAUACACCAAUCGAGUGCUUCUGCUACUUCAUUCAAAUAAGAUGGAUCAGGCUCGAGAACUUGUUGCUGUGCUGCCAGACAUGUUUCCAGAUAGUGUGAUACCAAUAUUGCUUCAAGCCGCAGUCUUUGUGAGGGAAAACAAGGCCGGAAGAGCCGAAGAAUUGCUAGGUCAAUAUUCUGAAAAGUUCCCUGACAAAUCAAAGGUGGUUCUCCUCGCGAGGGCACAAGUUGCUGCUUCCGCGGGCCACCCACAAGUUGCGGCUGAGUCCCUAUCUAAGAUACCUGAAAUCCAACACAUGCCUGCCACCGUUGCCACCCUCGUGUCGCUCAAGGAGCGUGCCGGUGACAUCGACGGAGCCGUUUCCAUUUUCGAUUCCGCGAUAAAGUGGUGGGCGAAUGCCAUGUCGUCGGAAGACAACAAGCGCCAUGUUAUCGUGCAAGAGGCAGCAGCCUUUAAGCUCAAGCAUGGUAGAAAGGAGGAGGCAGCCAAAUUGUAUGAGGAGCUCGUUAAAAGCCACGGAAGUGUCGAGGCUUUGGUUGGGCUUAUUAAGACGGCUGCUCAUUCGGAUAUCGAUAAGGCUGAAGCGUACGAGAAGAAGCUGAAGCCGCUGCCCGGUUUGAAAUCAGUUGAUGUUGAUGGUUUGGAGAAAACUUCAGGUGCAAAGCAUGUGGAAAACGGGCCUCAUGUGGGGACCGUGGAACCGUCUGAAAGUAAGAGUAAGGAGAAGGCCAAGAAGAAGAGGAAGAGGAAGCCAAAGUAUCCAAAAGGGUUUGACCCGGCUAAUCCAGGUCCUCCACCGGAUCCUGAGCGGUGGCUGCCUAAGAGGGAGAGAUCUACUUUCAGGCCGAAGAGGAAGGAUAAGAGGGCGGCCCAGGUGAGAGGGUCUCAGGGCGCAGUGGCGAAAGAGGCUACCAAUGCCAAUUCGAAAUCAAACCAAGCUACUACUGCCAAAGCAGCUUCGCAGAAUGCAGUUGCAGAGCAGCCCAAGGCUUCUUCUAAGUCAUCUAGAAAGAAGUCCAGGAAUUAGAGGGAAAGAGAACCAUUUUUUGUCUUUGUUUUUUUGGGAAAAAAUUGAGUCAUUUGCAGCUUUAUUUUCUUUUUUUUUUUUUUGAGGAAUACAGGUUUUUUUUUUUUUUGGUUGUUGUUUUAUCAUUUGGCUUCAUGAAGUGUUGUGGUUUUCCUUUACAUGAAGCCUAGUUAACCAUUUUAAAGUA
This is a messenger RNA of Rhododendron vialii, 2220 nucleotides long. RefSeq lists its product as uncharacterized. Bases 30 to 2033 code for a protein of 667 amino acids. Gene Ontology annotation, cellular component: signal recognition particle, endoplasmic reticulum targeting. The record is from RefSeq and is a predicted model, not a curated record. The transcript is spliced from 6 exons. Gene Ontology annotation, biological process: SRP-dependent cotranslational protein targeting to membrane. Gene Ontology annotation, molecular function: ribosome binding; 7S RNA binding; protein binding. NCBI's taxonomy places the organism in Eukaryota, Viridiplantae, Streptophyta, Magnoliopsida, Ericales, Ericaceae.